AUGGGUCUCCGAAAGCGUUUGGAGCUCCGCUCCGAGAGCGCCGACCUCGGCACGGAGGGAAGCCGGCUGUCUAACAAGGAUAUGGACCCUAUUCCGAUGGGCUCUCCGGAGCGCACCUGGGGUUGGCCGAGUUUGCUAGGCUUCUGGAUCGCCGAAGCCUUUUCCAUUUCAAUGUAUCAAGUCUCCUCAACAUCCGUCACCAAGGGCCUGAAUCCAGGUCUCGCAAUCCUCGCAGUCUUCAUCGGGCACGUCCUCGUCUGCAUUCCCGCGAUACUGGACGGCUACGUCGGCUGCAUCUUUGGCAUCAACUUCCCAGUCUUCACCAGAGCCUCUUUUGGCCUUCGAGGCUCCUACGGCGCCGUAUUCGUCCGCGGUGUCGUCGCCUGCAUCUGGUUCGGCACACAGUCUUUCCAGGGCGGCCAGUGCCUCCAAGUCAUGAUCGCCGCUAUCUGGCCUUCGUUUAACAACUUCCCGAACCACCUCGCCGAGAGCGCCCACGUCACCAGCUCCGAGCUAUUGUGCUUCUUCUUGUUCAUCAUUGUCCAGCUGCCGCUGCUUUGGCUGCACGUGAGCAGUUUGAGGUACAUGUUCAUGGUCAAGACUGUGAUUAUGCCAAUAUUUGGGUUGACUUUAUUUAUCUGGGCCAUCGUCGCUGGCAAGGGCUUCGGCCCGACGUUCUCCAAGCCAACCCGCAUCAAAGACGGCACCCCCGCCAUCGUCGUCUUCUUUCAAUGCAUCACAAGCGCCAUCGGCCCAAAAGCAACCCUCGCCCUCAAUAUGCCCGACUUCACGCGCUACGCCAAGGAGCCCAGACAAGUCUUCUGGACGCAAGCCGUCGGGCUCUGCGUCCUCGUCACCAUGUGCGGUGUGCUGGGCGCCACCGUGAGCAGUGCCUCCGAGGUCAUUUACGGCAAGGUGACUUGGAACCCCCUGGAGGUCGCGCGGCUUUGGGACAACCGCGCCGCGCAGUUUUUCGCCGGCCUCUGUUGGGCCUUUGCGGUGAUUGGCACGAACAUUAGCGCCAACAGCGUCUCCUUUAGCAAUGACUUGGCAUUGUGGUUUCCAAAGUACAUCAACAACAGGCGCGGAGCGUAUAUCUGUGCUGUGUUUGGUGUUUGUGCCGUGCCUUGGUAUAUCCAGUACAGUGCCAAAUCAUUCUCUUCCUUUCUUGGUGGCUACUCCCUCUUCCUCGGCGCCAUCGCGGGCAUUAUCGUCACCGAUUUCUGGAUCUGCCGCAAGCGAACGAUGGCAGUCUCAUCCCUAUUCGACCCGCGGGGCAUACACUACUACACGUUCGGCGUUAACCCGAGAGCGGUCAUUGCCUUCAUCUUUGCUAUUGUGCCAAACAUGCCCGGUCUUGCUGCUGCUUGCGGCGCCAAAGGAGUUCCUAAAGGGGCCAUUUACCUGUACAGCUUGAGUUGGCUUGUCAGUACGCUGGUGGCGAGUUUCACGUAUUGGCUAUGCUGGAUAAUCAGACCGUUUCCUGUGGACGAUGGCCGUGAACAGUUGUACGUUGACGGAUAUCCUGCGGGAGAAGAGUCAAUCGGGUCGGAGAAAGGCAUGGAAGGCAAAGAACAAAUUGUGAAGAUGGGAUGA
Molecule: messenger RNA, 1596 nt
Organism: Colletotrichum orchidophilum
Lineage: Eukaryota; Fungi; Ascomycota; Sordariomycetes; Glomerellales; Glomerellaceae
Product: NCS1 nucleoside transporter
Exons: 4
Coding region: 1-1596 (531 amino acids)
Biological process (GO): nucleobase transport; transmembrane transport
Cellular component (GO): plasma membrane
Molecular function (GO): nucleobase transmembrane transporter activity
Source: RefSeq, a predicted model, not a curated record